Molecule: messenger RNA, 2612 nt
Organism: Vigna radiata var. radiata (mung bean)
Lineage: Eukaryota; Viridiplantae; Streptophyta; Magnoliopsida; Fabales; Fabaceae
Exons: 10
Coding region: 256-2307 (683 amino acids)
Source: RefSeq, a predicted model, not a curated record
GUUAGAAACGUUUUUCUUUCGCCCUACUACAACUGCAGCCUGCAGGAACGACAGAGAGAGUUCUCUCUCAUACGCUAUUUUCUCGCGUUUUCUCUCACGAUUUUCUUUCCAUCCAAAUCCAAACACUCUCAAUCCCUUCAAAGCUGUUUCGCUUCCGCUUCGGAUCGUCACAACAGAGUUCGUUCGUCCUCCAAGCGAUCUCUUCUUCCCUGUGCAAUCUAGCAAAAUUUCUUGGUAAGAUUUUUGUCUGAAUAGAUGCCAGUUGCAAAACUACCGGCCUCAGGCACAACCGGUUUCACAAAAACAGAUGAUGGAAAUGAUUCUUUAGAUACAAUAUUCAGACAAGCAAUUGGAAAAGAACCGUUGCUUUCCUUUCCUAGGGCCGGUGACAGCCCAGUACAGUGGAUUCAAUUACUUCAUGCUUUAGAUCAGCAAGAACUUCCAGGGUGGCCUUUGCUCUCUCCUGUGAAGGUUCAGUUACAAAAGUGCAACAAGUGUUCUCGAGAAUUUUGCUCUCCCAUUAACUAUAGAAGACAUAUACGUGUGCAGCACCGGUUGAAAAAGCUUGAUAAGGAUUCUAAAAAGAAUAGGGAACUUUUAGGGGCAUAUUGGGAUAAGCUCUCUAUAGAAGAGGCAAAGGAAGUUGUUUCAUUCAAGAAUGUGAUGCUGGAGGAAGUUCCAGGGUCUUCAAUUUUAGAAGCUUUGACAACUCUUAGAAAACAAGGAUUUUCUUCUCUUCCGCAAUACUAUCUGAGGGCUGGUUCUGCCCUUUUGAAUAUUGUUCAAUCCAGGCCAUCUAGUUUUCCUAUAUCUUCCCAAGAGUUGUUCAGUAUCCUAGAUGAUUCUAGUGAAAAAACAUUUUUGGUUGGAUCAGCAGUGUCGAUGCAAAGAUAUGUUUUUGAUGGAGAGGCUGGAAAGAUUGGUCUUGAACAAAAAAACCUAGUUGCUUGUACAAGUUUCUUGCUAGAGCAGAAACUGGUGAAGUCUUGGCUUGCUGACAAGGAUGCUGAAGCAUUGAGAUGCCAAAAGCUACUUGUGGAAGAGGAAGAAGCUGCUCAGAAAAGAAAAGCUGAGAUUUUAGAGAGGAAACGGCAGAAAAAGCUCAGACAGAAAGAACACAAGACAAAGGAGCAAAUUGAAAACAACACAGAAACUAAAGGAAACAUAAACAGCGCAGGCGAGGAUGUAUCACCAGGAGAAGCGUCUUUGGGUACACGUGACUUCGAUGCACAUAAUCCAGAUAUUUUUGCGGAUCAUUCUCCUCCUCCACCACAUGUAACUUCUCACUGCUUAGACGCUAAUGAUGUUAUAGAAAAGGAUACGCUGUCAGGGUAUGAUGAUUGUGACACGGAUCAGUAUAUAGAGCGGCAGACACUACCAGGACAUAAUCGCCGGGGCACAAUGCCUGCCAGAUGGCAAGGGCUACCAAAAUCACAAUGGGCUAGAGCCAAUGGUUUGAAUGCAGGCCAGAAUUCUCAACCGACGAAGCUUGGAGUUAUUCAAAAGCAUAGAACCAGCCAUGAUCUUAGGGUAGCUCCUAUAAUCAAUGGCAGUAAGGUUUGGAGUCGAAAACCUAAAGCAGAAUCUAAUGAUUUGGUUCUAAAAAACAAACUGCUGAAAGAACCUGACAAAGUUAAAAAUCAUGAAGUUUUGAUAGGAUCUGUAUCAGUUAGUCUGGGUAAUUGUUGCCAUUCCGGAGGUAACUUUAUGGCACCCCAGCGGGAUUGCUCGGCAGGGAAUCUGUCCAAGCUGAAUACUGCUCAGGAGAAACCAGGAAGCAACGGUCGUUUAACAGCUAAGUUUUGGAGGCCUGUUAGCCAGCAUGGAACUAAAGACCCAUUUCCACUUCAAAAUGGUGGGACAGAAGCUGAUGCUAUAAAUGGAAAAAUUGAUGAAAAUUCGUCUGGUCAAAGUAGUUUAAGGUUGUGUAGUGUAGAGGGUAAUGAUGAUAUUGAUUUUGGGGACAAUUUUUCCCAUAAUGUGGCAAAAGUAGAUACAGAAAGCUUACGUCUAUCCAGCCAUGCUGCAGAAUCCUUUCUUGCCCAAAGAUGGAAAGAAGCUAUCUCGUCAGACCAUGUAAAAUUGGUUUUCACACCUGAUUCUGAGCCUCCUGGAGGACAGUCUGUCCAGGAUUGUGAACUAGCAGCAGAUGCUUAUCUAUCUUCUGAUGCGGACAAAUGUGGCGUUCUUGCAAGUACAGAGAACCGGUUCCCUGCAACCUCUGGAGUAGCAAGAUCUAAACCCAAAACGAAGCCUGAAAAAGGAAUGAAGAUAAAGUACAUUCCCAAACAAAAAGCAGCAGCCUAGUUGUGAGAGACAAAGAAGAAAUUGGGUUAUUUAAUUAUGACAGAUAUGCGUAGAUUGACUUCUCGCCAAUUAAUUUAUUAGCAGAGGUUCCAGUUUUAUCGAUGGUCUUCUGUCAAAAAGUUGGAGGUAGGUUUUGCCUGAAGGUUUUUUUAUAUUCCGUCCUUUUCCUUCAAAUGAAGGCAUAAUAGGGGAUUGUGCAUUAAGUUUAAUUUUUUUUCUUGUGGCAUUUUUUUACCAAAAUUUUGUGUAAUAAAUUUGUCUGGUUAUUAUUAUAAAAGUGCAUCCUCUUGUUUUUAUGGUUAUCA